CGUCUAGACUGCUGCAUUUCAGUAAAGGCUUUUUGAUGGUCACAAUGAUGCGAUUAUUUGCUCUCGUAUUUAUUUGCACUUUGGCUGCGGCCCAAGUCGCGCCCCCCGUGAAGGUGGCCUUGUACUACGAGACUUUGUGUCCGUACAGUCGAGAGUACUUCGUUGAUCAAUUGUACCCCACGUAUGAACUCAUCAAGGAUAUCAUGGAUGUCAGCCUUUAUCCUUUCGGCAAUGCAAAAUACGAGCCGACAGCCGAAGGUGGCUAUACUUUCACCUGCCAACACGGCGAUGACGAGUGCAGAGGUAACAUGAUCCACGCAUGCGCUCAGAAGUUCCUGCCCAACAUCGACGUGGAGAUGGACUUCGUGAACUGUCUUCUCGCCGCUGAUUAUCCGCCCAACGCUGGACCGCUUUGCGCCGAACUCGUUGGCCAAGACUGGACUCCGAUAGGUGCCUGCGUUGAUUCCUUGGAGGGCCAAGAGGCGCUUCACGCAGUUGCUCUUGAACAGGAAAAGCUUGACCCAACUCUCUAUUUCGUGCCCUGGAUCCUGGUCGACGACACAUUCAGCGAAGAUCAAGUAACGGAGUGCCAGACUGACAUGUUGGCAGUGACCUGCUCUCACUACACUGGCCCGCUUCCUGAAAAUUGCAUUAUUCCAAUAGCUAAGUCACCUAGGACCGCGAAAGUCGUGGGUGUGACCAGACAGUAGAAAUUAUAUCAUACUAACUCUAUGGUAAUAACUUACCUUGCGUGAUUCAUAUGGGCUGCUGUUAUUAAAAAAUUUUUAAGGCAUUUAUAAUAAACAAAACGAGUUUUUUUUCCCAAAAUAGAGGUAUAGACGAGUCAUUUGCCUUCUGUGGUAUAUUGUACCAAUUCCGACUGUCCGUCGGACCAAGCUUUUUUCUUUUGGUUUUCAGUGGGUAAUCGGUCUCAAAUUUGAAUCUUUUCAAGCUUGAGUAUAAAAUAAAGAAAGGCUAUGAUUGUCA
Hyalella azteca is the source of this 987-nucleotide messenger RNA. RefSeq names its product gamma-interferon-inducible lysosomal thiol reductase. The record is from RefSeq and is a predicted model, not a curated record. The coding region runs from base 36 to 710 and encodes 224 amino acids. Gene Ontology annotation, molecular function: oxidoreductase activity, acting on a sulfur group of donors, disulfide as acceptor. The transcript has 5 exons. NCBI's taxonomy places the organism in Eukaryota, Metazoa, Arthropoda, Malacostraca, Amphipoda, Hyalellidae.